This is a messenger RNA of Candidula unifasciata, 4641 nucleotides long. NCBI's taxonomy places the organism in Eukaryota, Metazoa, Mollusca, Gastropoda, Stylommatophora, Geomitridae. The record is from the annotation of a GenBank genome assembly.
CAUGCAGCAGAGCUGGAGAAGAAACAGAAUGAAGCAGAGAUCAAAAAGCUUAAGGGAACAGAGGUCCAGUACAGUCAUGUCAUUCAGUUGUUACAUGUGAAGAGCAACAAGUUUCUGACAGUCAACAAGCGCCUGCCGGCCCUGCUGGAGAAGAAUGCCAUGAGGGUCAUUCUGGACAGUGCUGGCAACGAGGGCUCCUGGUUCUACAUCCAGCCCUUCUACAAACACAGUUCCCCGGGCGACAAAAUUGUGGUGGGUGACAAGGUUGUACUGAACCCAGUGAAUGCAGGGCAGCCCCUGCAUGCCAGCAACUGUGACUUGGUGGACAAUCCUGGCUGCAAGGAGGUGAACUCCGUCGGCAGCAACACCUGCUGGAAGGUCCUGCUCUUCAUGGACUACAAGGAGAAUCAGGAGGAUGUGCUUAAAGGGGGUGAUGUGGUGCGGCUGUUUCAUGCAGAACAGGAAAAGUUCCUCACUGGAGAUGAGUACAAGAAGCAGCAGUACGUGUUCCUGCGCACCACAGGCAGGACCUCGGCCACAGCCGCCACUAGCUCCAAGGCAUUGUGGGAAGUCGAGGUUGUACAGCAUGACCCAUGUCGUGGAGGUGCUGGCCACUGGAACAGUUUGUUUCGGUUCAAACAUUUAGCGACAGGACAGUAUCUGGCUGCUGAGGUGGAUAAUGAUCCGACUCCAGAUGUGACCCGAAGCAAGUUGAGAGGUCAGCCCAACCUGCCAGUGUAUUGUUUGGUGUCAGUGCCACAUGGCCAUGACAUUGCUUCCAUUUUUGAGCUGGAUCCAACGACCAUGAUCAGAGGAGACUCGCUUGUACCCAGGCACACCUACGUACGUUUGCACCACUUGUGUACAGACUCAUGGGUACACAGCACCUCCAUACCACUGGACAAGGAGGAGGACAAACCCAUCAUGAACAAGGUUGGCUGUGCUAAAAUUAAAGAAGACAAAGAGGCGUUUGCCAUUGUGCCUGUAUCAGCCCAAGAGGUUAGAGACCUGGACUUUGCUAAUGAUGCAGCCAAAGUUCUCACAGAAAUCGCCAACAAACUGGAAAAGUCCUCCAUCACACAAAACCAACGGAGGUCUGUCAUCCAGCUCAUCACGGAUGUGAUCUACUUCCUGGGUCAUCUGGAGCUGUCCAACCACCAGGGCGACUGCCUGGAUCUGGUCAUCUCCAAGCCUGACAGGGAGAGACAGAAACUGAUCCGAGAACAAAAUAUCUUGAAGCAGAUUUUCAAGAUUCUUCAAGCGCCUUUCAAUGAUGUUGGAGAUGGCGCCCUCAUGCAGUCCAUGGAAGAAUUGUCAGAUCAACGACAUGCAGCAUUUAGGCAUCUGUGUCGUUUGUGUUACCGGCUUCUCAAGCUCUCCUUCCAGAAUUACAGGAAGAAUCAGGAAUAUGUGGCUGCCAAACUCCAGUUCAUGCAACGGCAGAUUGGUUACGAUGUCUUAGCAGAAGACACCAUCACGGCGCUCCUCCACAACAACCGUAAGCUGUUGGAGAAACACAUCAAGAAGCCAGAGAUUGAGAUGUUCGUUUCCCUGGUCAGGAGGAAGAAGGAACCAAGGUUCCUGGACUACCUGGCUGACCUGUGUGUGUGCAGCAGGGUGGCCAUACCUAUCACCCAGGAGCUCAUCUGCAAGACUCUGCUGGCGCCAGAGAACCAGGACAUCCUCAUUGAGACCAGAUUGAUUCGGACACAAAUGGAGUAUGAGAUGCCUACUGAAGGAGAGGAGGGAGUUGUCAUGACUAUGGAUGAGGAUGAUGAAGUGGUCCUGUUCUGGGACCCUGCCUACAAACCGAUGGAUGAAAACAUCAAGGAUGGCCCACUGAUGCAGUAUCCAGGCAUGGAGUACAGGUGUCAGAAGGGGGUUCGGGAGCUGGCCAUGGGGGCGGCUGACAACAUCAAGUCUGACAAGGAGAUACUGGACUACUACAGACACCAGUUGGACCUGUUUUCUUACAUGUGUCUGGACAGACAAUAUCUAGCCAUCAAUAAACUCAGUGAAUCCCUGGAUGUUGAUCUCAUUCUCAAAUGCAUGGCCGAUGAGUCAUUACCGCCAGACCUGCGAGCCGCCUUCUGCCGUCUGAUGUUGUCCAUGCAUGUGGAUCGAGACCCCCAAGAACAAGUGAAGCCAGUCAAGUUUGCCCGUCUGUGGUCUGAGAUCCCCCAGAAAAUAUCCAUCGAGGACUAUGAGUCCAACAUCUCCAAGGCACCAGAGAAGGAAGAAGUGAAGAAGAAGUUUGAUCCCACCAUAGCUUUUGUCGAGGACUACCUGUGCAACAUCGUCACCAAGUCUUGGGCAGACGGCGAGCAGAACAAUCUCACCUUUGAGGUUGUGAAUCUAGCCCGUCAGCUGAUCUACUUCGGAUUCUACUCAUUUUCUGAUCUCCUUCGCCUGACAAAGACACUUCUUAGUAUCCUGGAUUGUAUCCCAGAAUCCAUUGCCAGCUCAUCACACAGUGCCCCAGCUGUCACUGUGGGGAUCAAUGAAGUGUCCAUGAGCUCUGAAUUCUGCUUCCUGGACUCCGGGGAGGAUCUGGACCUACCUAUAUCAGAGAAGGCUACAGAGCUGAAGAACAAGAAGAAGAAGGAGGAGGAGGAGGACACCAAGAUCAUGGACACAAAGUUGAAGAUUAUUGAAAUUCUCAAGUUUAUCAUGGAUACCAGGCUAGAUUUCAGAAUUACCUCCCUUCUGUCCAUAUUCAAGAAGGAACAUGACGAAAACUAUAACCCAAAUGAGAAGACUGGUUUGGAUCUGGACAGCAUUGCUACCCAGGCUGAGGAUGUCUUUGGAGGGAGUGAUGAACUGGAUCUGGAUGGACAAGGUGGCAAGAUGUUUCUGAGAGUCCUGCUUAACAUGGUCAUGCACAACUACCCACCACUAGUCUCCGGAGCCUUGCAGUUGCUCUUCAGACAUUUCUCCCAGCGCCAGGAAGUUCUGAACGCCUUCACUCAGGUCCAGUUGUUGGUGACCACCAGCGAUGUGGAGAACUACCGACAGAUCAAGUCUGACCUGGACAAGUUACGUCUGUUGGUGGAGAAGUCAGAGCUCUGGGUCUACAAGGGAAAGCACGGGGAGGAUGCUCCAAAGAAGAAGAAGAAGAAACCAGCUGAUGAAGAGGGUGGUGAUGGAAAAGAGGGUUCAGAGAAGAGUGAGAAGAAAGCCAAGAAGGAGUACUUGUCGAGUGCAGGGGCAGAAUCAGCGAUUGACUUGGAUCUGGGCCCGCCGGUCAGCAGUGACUCCACUGUGAACUACAAGACUAUUAAAGGGAUCCUUCAAAGGCUGACGAAGCUGUGUAUUCAGGAGGCGGGAGACAUUAGGAAGGCUCGCAAGCAUGAGCAAAGGCUGCUGAGGAACAUGAAUGCUCACUGUGUGAUUCUGGAACUGCUGAGUAUUACGUAUGAUAAGGACCAAGACAGCAGAAUGAAUGAACUGAUGAAACUGGCCCAUGAGUUCCUUCAGGCAUUUUGUCUCAACAACCAGCCCAACCAAAGCCUGCUGGAAGACAAGCAGGAGCUGUUUCUGACCCCAGGGCUCCUGGAGGCAGAGACCAUGAAAGCCAUCUUCCAAGAUAAUGUAGCCUUGUGUAAUGAGGUCAGCGACCGGGUGAUCCAACAUUUUGUCCAUAACAUUGAGACGCACGGUCGACAUGUCCAGUAUCUUAAGUUCCUGCAGACAGUGGUCAAGGCAGAAGGAGAGUACAUCAGGAGAUGUCAGGACUUGGUGAUGUCUGAGCUUGUGAAUGUAGGAGAGGAUGUCCUUGUGUUCUACAAUGAACCUUCCAGUUUUGAGCACCUGGUGGAGCUGAUGCAGUCGGAGCACCAUCGUGUCAAUGAGCAGAGCCCUCUCAACUACCACAUCAACCUGGUUCAGCUGCUGGCCUUGUGUACAGAAGGCAAGAAUGUUUACACUGAGAUCAAAUGUCACUCACUCCUACCGCUGGAUGACAUUGUCAAGGUGGUGACACACCCUGAUUGCAUUCCAGAAGUGAAAACGGCCUACAUCAACUUCCUGAACCACUGCUACGUGGACACGGAGGUGGAGAUGAAAGAGAUCUACACCAGCAAGCAUAUGUGGACCUUGUUUGAGAAUUUCCUGCUGGACAUUGCCAUGGUGUGUAAUGCUACGCAUGAUCGCAAGCAUGCAAACACAGAACUGGAGAAUUAUGUCACCAUCACUGUCAUGAGCAUCAUCACCACUUUCUUCACGUCUCCCGCAUCAGACCAGAGCACCAACAUACAAACCAACCAACCUGUGUUUGUACGGCUGCUUCAAGGAGCCUUUCGCUUGAUCCGCUGUGAGUGGCUGGAUGGUGCCCAGAAAUUCCAUGUUGAAGCUUGCAUUAGGACCCUUUCCGAUACAGCCAAGAGCCGCAGUAUUGCCAUCCCGGUGGACCUGGACAGCCAGGUGAACGCCUUGUUUGAGAGAUCCAACAUCGUGCAGAAGUCCACGGCAAGAUGGUUGAAUGUGAGGCAGAACCGCCGCGAGUCUCAGGCACAUACUUCACGGGACUACAGGAAUAUCAUCGAAGGUUUGCAGCAGCAGCCACAUGGCCCGUAUCCACAGACGUGGAUGCAGCAAAGUGACCUGGAGGUCCUAGCACCAGAAGAACUGUCUGAGUUUGAG